Molecule: messenger RNA, 1282 nt
Organism: Helicoverpa armigera (cotton bollworm)
Lineage: Eukaryota; Metazoa; Arthropoda; Insecta; Lepidoptera; Noctuidae
Product: putative ribosome-binding factor A, mitochondrial
Exons: 6
Coding region: 189-1241 (350 amino acids)
Biological process (GO): rRNA processing
Source: RefSeq, a predicted model, not a curated record
GAGUGAAAUUGGAAAAUAUUAUGUUCUUUUUUCAAAUUUAAAUAAAUAAAAUUGGUGUUUUCUUUUAUUUUGUUUGACAGAAAACGCACAUUAUUUUGAAUAUUAUUGUAAACUUGUACAUUGCGAACUUGUCUUCCUCGUUUUUUUUGAAUUGAUUGUAUCUUUCAACAUUUACAUUGGAAAAGAAAAUGAUUUCUUUUCACCGACUUUAUCACCUGUCUUGCGCGAAUUUCAGCUUCAAAAAGCAAGGUAUAAAACUAUGUAAAAUGAUCAAUCCGAAAAGUAAAAGGCAAUGGUAUCCUUCACAACAGCUCAACGCCGAUGCUCUGCCUACAGUACAGAGUUUGACUAAACAGAAAUAUGAACCUGGCAAGCGAGGCCAGCGUAGAACUGCUAUGCUGAACAAAAUGUUCAUGAAACAGAUUACUGAUAUGUUGUCUACUGGGACUGUCUCUAUGGAUGUAGUAGGACGAGGCAUUGAAAUCUCAAAGGUGAAUGUGACACCAGAUCUGAAUGCAGUGAAUGUGUUCUGGGUGUGCAAAGGUGACGCUUCUGAUGAUGAGACAGAGAAGUUGCUGAACAAAGUUGCCGGAGGCUUGAGACAUGAGCUGUCUACACUCAGGGUUAUGGGAGAAAUACCUUACAUUGUCUUUGUUAAAGAUAAGCAAGAAACCCAUUUAGUAGACUUGGAUCGCCGUUUGGCACUGGCUGAUUAUGGAGAAGACUAUGUGCCUACAGACAUGGGCCACAUGCUAAAGUCUGAGUUUGUCUUAAAUACUAAACUGUCUCCUGAAGUGAAGGCUAAAAUAAAGAAACUAGAAGAUGAUCUACCCAUAUUUGAGGAGCCCAUAGCUGAGAUGACUCACAAUGUGUAUGGUCUGGACCAUUCCAAGAUAAUGAGCAGACUGCUAGCAGCUAGGAAGAAGACUCGCGAUGCUUGGAGCACCCUCAACACUGAGAAUGACGUCAUAUCAUACAGGGUGAAUCCUGAUAAGGUUCCUGAAUCUGUUAGUAACCAGAGGAAAGAACUCGCCGAUUUCUUAAUGCAGAGACAGAUCCUAGAAAAGAAAAUCCAAAAGCGGCUCAAGGACUCGCGCCAAGACUUGCUUCUUACGGAAAAGGCUGAGGAGACUGAAGAGGUGGAGGAUGACGACGAAUAUUACGAGGAUUCUGAUGAAGAGAGCUACAACUAUUACGAGCACACGGACCUGCCUGGCCAUGUUGCCAGGCCGCAAUUGUAAUUUAUGUUACGUAGAUAAAUAAAUUAUUGUAGUUUUUAUUA